CACAACACUCUCAUUCUCACACACAAAACACACACUUACACCGUACACACAAAACCCAAAUUUCUUCAGUUUCCUUCAUAAAAUCUCGUGAUCUAACCGCUCAAAUUGCUUCAAUUCGUCCAAAUCUUCAAUCAAACAAGUUCAAUCGAAGAUACAUCACAACAAUUUCGUGAAAUUGGCGCGAGAUUGGCGCCAAAUUGCAGAAUAAUACGUGUAAACUGUGUGUGAAUUGUGCAAAUCGUUUAGGUUAACGUUCGAAUGACGGAAAUUGGAGUGUUUAGAUGGAGAACAGUGUCGGUGAUGGUGGUGAACUGUGUGUUGUUAGCGUCGGUGUGUGUUUCUGCUGAAAAUGUAACGGCGGUUGCAACAGGUUAUUAUGGCGGUGAUGAUGAGCCGAAAACGACGGCGUAUUAUGUGAAACUGGUGAAGAGUUUGUUUCAGACUGAUGGAUCUGGUUAUCAGCAUGUUUGGCCUGAAAUGGAAUUUGGGUGGAAAAUUAUUCUUGGUAGCUUUAUUGGAUUUUGUGGAGCCGCAUUUGGAAGUGUAGGUGGAGUUGGAGGUGGUGGUAUAUUUGUGCCAAUGCUUACCUUAAUUAUUGGGUUCGAUGCGAAAUCCGCUACUGCAAUGUCAAAAUGUAUGAUCAUGGGUGCAGCAGCCUCAACCGUUUAUUACAAUCUUAAACUAAGGCAUCCGACACUCGAUAUGCCAAUUAUUGAUUAUGAUUUGGCAUUGCUUAUUCAACCAAUGUUGAUGCUUGGAAUAAGUCUUGGAGUUGCAUUUAAUGUGAUUUUUGCUGAUUGGAUGGUUACGGUUUUAUUAAUUAUUCUUUUUAUAGGCACAUCAAGCAAGGCCUUCUUCAGAGGUGUUGAAACAUGGAAAAAAGAAACAAUUAUGAAAAAGGAGGCUGCUAAGCGCAUGGAGAGCAAUGACGGCGCUGAGGUAGAAUACAAGGUUCUUCCUGGUGGUCCCAGCAAUGGAAGUACAACCAAACCCGAAAGAAUAUUGAAAGAAGAGGUUAGUAUCCUUGAGAAUGUUUGUUGGAAAGAACUAGGACUUCUUGUCUUUGUUUGGAUCGCGUUCCUCGGUCUGCAAAUCGCGAAGAAUUAUACAUCUACUUGUUCAACAUUGUAUUGGGUGCUAAACUUAUCACAGAUUCCAAUUUCUCUUGGGGUAUCUGGUUAUGAGGCGGUUUGUUUAUAUAAAGGAACACGAGCUAUAUCAUCAAUGGGCGAUUCGGCCAGCAACCUUACCAUAGGACAGUUGGUUUUGUAUUGUUCUUGUGGUGUUCUAGCGGGUUUGGUUGGUGGCUUACUCGGCCUAGGUGGCGGUUUUAUUAUGGGCCCACUCUUUUUGGAGCUUGGAGUACCUCCACAAGUUUCAAGUGCAACAGCCACAUUUGCAAUGACGUUUUCGUCAUCUAUGUCUGUUGUAGAAUACUACCUUCUAAAGCGUUUCCCGGUUCCUUAUGCUGUUUAUUUUCUAAUUGUGGCAACGAUUGCUGCUUUCAUCGGGCAACAUGUGGUGAGAAAGCUGAUUAUGAUACUAGGACGGGCUUCGUUAAUUAUAUUCAUCCUCGCCUUCACUAUAUUCGUUAGCGCUAUAUCAUUAGGUGGAGUUGGAAUAUCAGACAUGAUUGGGAAAUUUGAGCGACACGAAUACAUGGGAUUCGAGGAUCUUUGCAAGUACGAGGUCUAAAACAAGAUUAAAUUCAUUUCUCCAAACUAGAAUUUGUCGAAAUUCUAUGCUAUGGUGACUUGUACCUCGUGCUGCGAAGGAUGUAUUGUGCGAAGAAAGGGAGGCUUAGCUCAAGAUUGUUUCAUUUAUGCAUGUCCAUUUUAGAUUCAAAUUGCUUUUGAAAGUUACUGUUAAUACACGGAUGAUCGUGGGACUUUGUUGGACGUUUGUUGUUUCGAACGAAACUUUCGUUGAAAAUGUUUUGUGGUUCUGUUCGAGUUGAUUUGUAUAAAUUUGUCGGUUGUUUUAAGUCAUUUUAUUGUUUUAAAAAGAUAAAACUCGUUUUGUUUUGCUUUA
Molecule: messenger RNA, 2031 nt
Organism: Helianthus annuus (common sunflower)
Lineage: Eukaryota; Viridiplantae; Streptophyta; Magnoliopsida; Asterales; Asteraceae
Product: sulfite exporter TauE/SafE family protein 3
Exons: 12
Coding region: 259-1695 (478 amino acids)
Biological process (GO): protein ubiquitination
Cellular component (GO): Cul4A-RING E3 ubiquitin ligase complex; membrane
Source: RefSeq, a predicted model, not a curated record